AUGGUCCACUUAUCCAAAGUCCGCAAGGACUCUGUGGCUUUCCCGCCCAAGUUCCUCAAGCGUGUUGACACUAUAGACCUUGAUGAGCCACAAGACCAUGACUACUACUCCAGCGUUUAUGGCUCUCGAUUUGCGGCAGAAGAUCUCCCUACCGAUGAGAUGCCAGAGAAGGAGAUGCCCAAGGAAGUUGCCUAUCGAAUGAUCAAGGAUGAUCUCAGCUUGGACGGUAACCCCAUGUUGAAUUAUGUCGUGUUCUCCUCGCUAACCGUGGAAGACGAAGCCGAGAAGCUCAUGACCGAAGCGUUUAGCAAGAAUUUCAUAGAUUAUGAGGAAUACCCCCAAUCGGCCGAUAUCCAGAACCGCUGCGUUAACAUGAUUGCACGUCUCUUCAAUGCCCCCGUCGGCGAAAGCGAGCAUGAACACGACCACGCAUUGGGCACUUCCUGCAUUGGGUCCUCCGAGGCCAUCAUGCUGGGAACCCUUGCCAUGAAGAAGCGCUGGCAGAACCGUCGCAAGGCCGAAGGAAAGGAUUUCUCUCGACCAAACAUUAUCAUGAGCAGUGCUGUCCAAGUCUGCUGGGAGAAGGCUGCUAGAUAUUUCGACAUCGAGGAAAAGUUCGUGUACUGCACCAAUGAGCGAUAUGUCCUCGAUCCCAAGGAAGCUGUAGAGCUUAUCGAUGAAAACACCAUUGGCAUAUGUGUGAUUCUGGGAACCACCUAUACCGGCCAGUACGAGGACAUCAAGGCAGUCAACGAUCUCCUGGUCGAGAAGAAGAUUGACUGUCCCAUCCAUGUCGAUGCUGCCAGCGGUGGCUUUGUCGCACCUUUUGUCAACCCAAGCCUUGAAUGGGAUUUCCGCCUUGAAAAAGUCGUGUCUAUUAACGUUUCUGGGCACAAGUACGGUUUGGUCUACCCUGGUGUGGGAUGGAUCGUCUGGCGAUCAACCGAGUACCUCCCUCAGGAAUUGGUAUUCAAUAUCAACUACCUCGGGGCCAACCAGGCUAGUUUCACCCUCAACUUCUCCAAGGGAGCAUCCCAAGUUAUCGGGCAGUACUACCAAAUGAUCCGUCUCGGAAAGCGUGGAUACCGCGCCAUCAUGCUUAACCUCACGCGCACUGCAGACUACCUCGCUGCUUCUUUGAAGGAGCUCGGAUUCAUCAUCAUGAGCGAUGGGAAGGGUCGCGGUUUGCCACUUGUCGCCUUCCGUCUGCCCCCAGAGGUCGCGGACAAAUACGACGAGUUUGCUAUCGCCCAUCAGCUCCGUGAGCGUGGUUGGGUCGUGCCGGCAUAUACCAUGGCUCCUCAUAGCGAGAAGCUGAAGCUUAUGCGCAUUGUCGUUCGAGAAGAUUUCAGCCGUAGCCGUUGUGACAGCCUGGUUUGUGAUUUCAAACUAGCGCUAUCUCAGCUAGAGGCGAUGGACAAGAAGACUCUAGAGAAAUACCAGGAAUAUACCCGCCGUAGGGUUGCAAAUACCGGGCUGGCCCAGCAUGCCACUACAGCCUAUGAGAACGAAGACCACUCUCUCCAGGGGAAGACUGGAAAGACCCAUGCCGUCUGCUAG
Arthroderma uncinatum is the source of this 1560-nucleotide messenger RNA. RefSeq names its product glutamate decarboxylase. The record is from RefSeq and is a predicted model, not a curated record. Bases 1 to 1560 code for a protein of 519 amino acids. Gene Ontology annotation, molecular function: glutamate decarboxylase activity; pyridoxal phosphate binding. Gene Ontology annotation, biological process: L-glutamate catabolic process. NCBI's taxonomy places the organism in Eukaryota, Fungi, Ascomycota, Eurotiomycetes, Onygenales, Arthrodermataceae. Gene Ontology annotation, cellular component: cytosol. The transcript has 5 exons.